AUGCUGAUAGGCAUGGAAGAAUGCAUCGGAAUCGAGACGGCCAUGGCAUGGAAAAAGGGAGCCUGUCGAUGGGAGGAUGCCGAUCAUGACGGGGUCAACCAGACAAGCAAAGGACGAGCGGACCCCGUCUUGUGGCACGCGAAUAGAUUAAAUGUGCGCCACAUUUCAACACCGUUAACCACGAGACAAGAUCGUACCCUGGCGGUGACGUCGAGUCUUUCUUCGCCAUGUUCUGGUUUCCCUCCCUCGUAGUCUGCCAGUGUGAAAAAGGGAGAAUAGUAGUUAAGGAUACUGUCCUAGUUAAUAGUUAUUAUCCAUCUUCUUAGUCAACCAUCAGCCAAACCUGUGACGCCAGACGUGUUGGAGAUCGCCACCCCGUUUCCCCACAGCCCCUCCAGCGCUGACAAUUUCUCUGCCUGACAACCUCGUUCGGGCGUCAUUUUGUUUCUCUUCUGUUUUCACUCCGUCCAGCUCCCGUGCCUCUCAACUGUCUCUGCUAUUUGUGGCCUUUGUCGUGACUCUCAGCGCAUGCGACGUUCUUGCUCGGUGCGCAGAGACUCCCCCACUGCUCUCCCCACUUCGUGCCCAAGGAUCUGAAUUGUCCCUCCGAUGGCUUAUGAUGGGUACAAUUCCUCGGCCAACCCCUAUCAACCGGGCAACAUGAAUGUGAACCUGAACCCAGACCCGAACGAUCCUCACGGGUACUCACCCACGCCCCCAUACCCGUCGAGCAGCUACGAGCCCGACCGUCUGAGUAUGCCUCAGCCUCGGAUGCCCCCGCUCAGCUCGUCCCCUCAGAGCAUGGAUUCAGAAACGCCUCGACCGCAGAAUGUCGGACCGGGUCAUGGGUAUAUCAACGAUGCUGUUCACUCGGCAGUGCACCAUGCAAACCCCUCCGAAUACUUAUCCCCCGAGGUCCUCAGUCAGAUCACCGCAACGGUCAUCCAGCAGCUGAAAGCCACGGGCCUUGGUAAUAUGCAGGGUUCUGGUUCCUCCGGUGCUCCGCCGCCUCGAUCACAGUCGCAGCAGCCUUCAUGGUCCACUGGCCCAGAUUUGGCGCCUCGUCCGCACUCGGAGUCGCCUCCUAAUUUAUCACAGCGAUUUGACUCUGUGCCGCAGGGCAAUCCCAUGUCCAACAGCUUCGAAUCUACACAGCCAUAUUCCGCUCCUUCGGUACCACUGUCCUCGGAUUAUUCGAGCGAUACUCGCGAUAUGCGCCCAACUCCCAAGCCGUCAUCAAAUGCGCCGAGCAGUAGACGUGGAUCGGUGUCCAGCCAUGGGAGUCAGAAAAUGGAACGGCCGAAACCGCCAUCGAGAGACGCGACGGUUGUGGAGAUGACUACACUAGAGAAGAUCUGGGGCAAAUUGUUUGUGGAUGGGAAGCCAACGAAAAGGCUCGGCCAAUUUUUGCGGGGAAUUGCAAUGCAUUUGAUUGAAGAUUACCCACCGGGAAAUACCAUCGUGAUCGUUCCGGAUAAGCUGCAAAAGUUCUAUGCCGAUACCGAUGUUUCGUGGGACCCUUAUCCGUGGCAAGAUAUCUUCGACGAUCGAACAUCCUCAAUUUCCAGGCUAUUCCGGGAAAUCAAAGCUCAGCACCAUUUGGUCCAGCUUGACGAUCUUAAGGAACGACCUGAUAUCCCCGGUCUAACACCCAAAGGCUUCGAAACAUGGGCUACGAUCAUGAUCCAAGCUCACCCGGAGCGCGAAUACGAGCGUCUGCAAAAGGCAGUGCUGAAUAUGCCUAUCAGCAACCCGGACGAUAAGAAGGAGCGUUUCCCUAAAGAGAUUCCACGCAGGCUGUUCCCCGAGGUGGCAGACCUGAAGUUGAGAGAAGAAGUUGAAGAGUAUAUCAUGAAGCACUGUGGCGUUGAUUUGCCCCGUAUAACGGAGGAGGAGCGUUCACAGGCAAAUCGCUCAAAGAAACCUGCACCGUCUCACAUUGACACCUCUCAACCUGCACCUUCCACGUCGGGGUCGACGGACGGGUCUCGAUCAUACGAACGGGGUCGACCCCCUCCCUCAGCUUCGUCUUCCUCCGCCGUGAUCGACGAUGAAGACGAACCCAUACCACCUCAACCCAUUGAGCGUGAGAGAAAACCUUAUACGGCUCAACCGGGUGUAGGAAAGAAGUACGAAGGAGCAGGCCAAUCACGCAGUCGUACGGAAUCAUUUUCGUCCGGCCGACCACUAGACGUACCAAGCUCAUCCACAAGCCACCGACACUCGACUGCGACUGCAGACAAAUUCAAUGCCGACUCGCUCUACUCUGGAAGAUCCGGCUCGAGACACGGGCACCCACGGCGGCGGUACUCGAGAGGAUCGCGUAGCUCGUCGCGUGGCAUGAGCCAUGAUUACAGACACUCGGAAAGUGAUCUGCUUGGCCGCGAUGCUGCUCCUCCCCGAUAUGGUGGUGUGUCCACCGGGGAUUUGUACACGGACUCACCUACCUCGGUUAUGCCUGAUGAGGACAUUCGGAGGUAUAGAGACCACCAUCGCGGUGGAAGUCGUGCUAGCGAGGAUGAUUACUACCGUGGCAUGCUGGGAGGACAGGGUGGUGGACCUGUGCAUGAGCACAAGCGCUAUCACUAAGUGAUACGAUUUUGUCCGUUCGUUUUAAUCACGAACCUUGUCUCUUGUGGGCCUCCGUUGCUGGCUGUCUCGCUGUUUUCAUACCUCUUCCGGCUUGGCGUUAUUCGUGUGGCAUGAAUCUAUCCCCCGAUCUGGGGUUGGCGAUGAUGACUGACGAACACUGUCUGAUGAUUUUUGGAUCUUUUUGUUGUCAUAUUAUGUCUGCUAUAUAUAUCUCUUCUGUUUUCAUGUAUGUUCUAUUUCAUGUCUCAAAAGCGCGUUCAUAUCCCGUCCUGUAUUUAGCGAUAAGUUUCGCCUUGCUUUUGAUUUGGGAAUAUAAUGCUCAACUGAUGAAAGUUCGAUAUCACACAUCCAACUCGCCUUAUACCUUUAUUCACUCUCAGCGUCAUCCGUAGCUAGCUUUCUCUUCCGCCCAAGAUCACGCAUAAUAUUAACCCCAUCUUCCUUACAAACCACCGCCUCUUUAGCCCUCUUCCGCUCCUCCCUCUCAUAUCGUUUCUGUAUAUGUCGAUAAUCUCUCUCUUCCCGCUCAGCCCGCCUUUUCACCCUCCGCUCAGCCCUUUGCCGAUCCUCAAUAGCCUUGAGAUCCCCCCUCUCCGCCUCCUCCCGCAACUGCUCGAUUUCCUCAUCGGACAGAACCCACCUCACGGCGAGAACUUCGACUAGAAACCGCAAUCGCUCAUCAACAAAUUGCAUCUCGGCAUUCGUGUCUCGGAUAACCGUGAACCGUUCUAGAUUCAGUUGCAUCGUAGAUCGGAACCGGGAUAGAGUGCCCUUGACUCUCACCGUCGUGCCGGGUCGUAGACAGGUAAUGUCGAGGAGUGUGCGGUCUGUAGCAGAGACGUGCUCCGUUUGAUUGACCUGUGCUUUUGUGCCAGGGGUUUGUCCAUUUGCACCCAAGGACGACUGGACACUGGGCCCGGGAUUUGAGAUACCCGAGAUCUGGGUGCUGUCUUUCUGUAUCUUGUCCCUUUCUUUGGGGUCAGAUUGGAGGACGCAGACGUCUAUUGUGGCACCGCUGCUAUCGUCCAGCGUCAGGAUGG
Messenger RNA from Penicillium brasilianum, 3632 nucleotides. The record is from the annotation of a GenBank genome assembly. NCBI's taxonomy places the organism in Eukaryota, Fungi, Ascomycota, Eurotiomycetes, Eurotiales, Aspergillaceae.